AUGCCUAAGAAGAAAACUGGACAACGUAAAAAAGCUGAAAAGCAAAAACUGAGGCAAAAGGAGAUCAGAAAUGCGAGAGAACAUGUUGAUUUAGCACAGCACCCUUGUAAUCUUGCAAUGGAAUGUGACAAGUGCCAAAAAAAACAAAAGAGCCGCGCCUUCUGUUACUUCUGUUCGGCUGUGCAGCGGUUACCAGCAUGUGCUCAAUGUGGCAAGAUGAAGUGCAUGCUUAAGUCCGGAGACUGUGUUGUCCGACAUCCUGGAGUAUUCACUACCGGCAUGGGCAUGGUGGGUGCUAUCUGUGACUUUUGUGAGGCCUGGGUCUGUCAUGGUCGUAAGUGCCUGACCUCUCACGCUUGUACUUGCCCAUUGGCUGAUGCUGUGUGUCUUGAGUGUGAGAGAGGUGUGUGGGAACACGGUGGCAGAGUGUUCCGAUGUUGUUUCUGUCAGGGCUUUCUCUGUGAGGAUGACCAGUUUGAACAUCAAGCAUCAUGUCAAGUGCUAGAGUCUGAGACAUAUAAAUGUCAAUCAUGUAAUCGUAUCGGCCAGUACUCAUGUCUCCGUUGUAAGACAUGUUUCUGUGACGAGCAUGUCCGUCGCAGGCAAGCGGGGAAGCCUUCCCGGAAUGCACCACCCUGUCCUCGCUGUGGCUACAUGCUGCAUCUCACAGCCGACCUCAGCAUGUCUACUCGCUCGCAUCGCUACGGUCGUCAGGGCGCCGCGACGGCUGAUGACGACGAUGAUGAUGAUGAUGGUUCAUAUGGAAAUGCAACUGGAUACAGUGGCUAUGAUGGUGGUAUGGAGGGAGGAGACUAUUCUUACUCCGAGUCUGAUGAUGAUGAAGACGAGUCUGAAGAUGAAGAAUCAGAUGAAGACGAACCUGAGAACUCUGCCAAUACAAGCAAGAACACCUAA
Danaus chrysippus (African queen) is the source of this 915-nucleotide messenger RNA. The record is from the annotation of a GenBank genome assembly. Lineage: Eukaryota; Metazoa; Arthropoda; Insecta; Lepidoptera; Nymphalidae.